Messenger RNA from Metopolophium dirhodum (rose-grain aphid), 414 nucleotides. RefSeq lists its product as uncharacterized. Lineage: Eukaryota; Metazoa; Arthropoda; Insecta; Hemiptera; Aphididae. The coding region runs from base 1 to 414 and encodes 137 amino acids. The record is from RefSeq and is a predicted model, not a curated record. The transcript has 2 exons.
AUGCCUUCGAUACAAAGUAAUCUGGUGUAUAUUGUAUCUAAUUUUGGAUUUUUGCCUGACACAAUUACAAAACUAGAAACAAGAGGUGUAUUACUAUCGAAAAGUGUAGAUAUUGUAAAUAAUAUAAAGAUUAAACUCGAAGAAUGCAAUGGCGAAAUAGCUAAAUUGAUUUUGGAUAAAUUCAACAAAGUUAUAUCGAAGAACAAAGGAUGGGAAAAUAUCAAAAAGAUCAACCGAGUAUUGAUUGGAGAAACCACAAGCGAUGACGAUCUAUCAAGUAGCAAUCUUAAUUUAGAUAAUUAUUUAAGUAUGAAAUACGCCCCGAUAACUUCGGUGGACGUAGAAAGAUCGUUUUCGAUCUACAAAAAUAUUUUAACCCCAAACCGUAGCCGUUUUACUGAAGACAGACUAUAA